Molecule: messenger RNA, 1128 nt
Organism: Linum trigynum
Lineage: Eukaryota; Viridiplantae; Streptophyta; Magnoliopsida; Malpighiales; Linaceae
Source: the annotation of a GenBank genome assembly
UUCACAUUCCUUCCUUCACUUCUUUUCCUUUCAAGCUGAAAACCAACUCCCCAACACUACUACCCUUUUCUUAAGAAAUACCAGUACUAAAGCGAGCAACAUCAAAGCUGUACCUCAGUUCUCCCUUAAUUUGUUAUAUGGAGAAUCAACAAGAACAGCAGCAGCAGCAGCUUCCUGCCAUGAGAUCAAGAUUCAGGCGUGUCUGUGUGUUCUGUGGCAGCAGCCCUGGCAGGAAUCCAAGCUACCAGCUCGCCGCUCUCCAGUUAGCCAAAGAAUUGGUUGAGAGGGAGAUUGACUUGGUUUAUGGAGGAGGAAGCAUUGGGCUCAUGGGACUCGUCUCUCAAGCCGUCUAUGAAGGUGGCCGCCACGUUCUCGGGGUGAUUCCGAAGACUCUUAUGCCUAGAGAGAUUACUGGGGAACCCGUAGGCGAAGUAAAACCCGUGUCGGGAAUGCAUCAACGGAAAGCCGAAAUGGCUCGCCAGGCGGACGCAUUCAUCGCCCUUCCUGGAGGAUACGGGACUCUCGAGGAGCUCCUCGAAGUCAUCACUUGGGCUCAGCUCGGGAUCCACGACAAACCUGUGGGCUUGUUGAACGUUGACGGAUACUACAAUUCAUUAUUAUCGUUCAUCGACAAGGCUGUGGACGAAGGGUUCGUCGCCCCGGCUGCCCGUCACAUUAUCGUCUCUGCCCAAAAUGCCCACGACCUCAUGGUCAAGCUCGAGGAAUAUGAGCCCCAGCAUUGUGGUGUAGCAUCGAAGCUGAGCUGGGAGAUGGAGCAGCAAUUGGGUUACACAAUCAAGUCAGACAUCGCCCGUUGACCGAAAUAUUUUUACAUUUGUUGUCCUAAAAAAUUGUAGUUUGUCUGUUUAUGAGGGUUUUUUUACUGUAGUACCUAGUUGUAAUUUGUUAAUAGUUUAGGGUACCUUUCAGAUUACUGUAUAAGAAGAAGAGGGAGAAAAAAAAAAACACCAGUGAGUUUAACGUGGUAAUUUUUAUGCUAGGGUUUUUUUUUUUUUUUUACCUUGUUAGUUAUUUCUCUCUUGGCCACUUGUUUGUAGGUGAUGAUUACUAAAUUAUAUAAAUUAUUAUUUCCCAUUUGGGGGGUUUGAACAAACUUUGUAAAUCUUA